This is a messenger RNA of Gastrolobium bilobum, 3688 nucleotides long. RefSeq names its product glutamate receptor 3.4-like. The record is from RefSeq and is a predicted model, not a curated record. Lineage: Eukaryota; Viridiplantae; Streptophyta; Magnoliopsida; Fabales; Fabaceae. Gene Ontology annotation, cellular component: plasma membrane. The transcript is spliced from 6 exons. Gene Ontology annotation, biological process: G protein-coupled receptor signaling pathway. Bases 613 to 3414 code for a protein of 933 amino acids. Gene Ontology annotation, molecular function: G protein-coupled receptor activity; glutamate-gated receptor activity.
AAGUGAGGGAAUGAUUCUAGUCUUGAACGUGAAACACGCUAACUGUACAAGUAAACCACGGUUCCAAGCUUUUAUCCUUUCAAUUCUGAUCUCGAGUAAUCUCAGAUACUUUCAUAUUCUUAACUUCUUGUUGAGGUUUCUGUCGCAUAUUAUAUUGUUUACUUUUUUCAUAUUAUUAUUAAUAAAUUAGACACAUGGGUUUAGUUUAACUUCUCCAAGUCAUUAAUAUGCAUAUUUAAUAGUUUUCUUUCUUUCUUUUUAAUCUGGGUAAGAGGUAUCAAAUUUUAGAAUCGAAACUGUAGAUACCAUAGACUGUUCUUGUUGAGUGCUGAAAUCUAGUUUUGUGGGGUUCUGUUUCUGUUUCUGUUUCUUUGUUGUUGUUUUUUUUUUUCUUCCUUGAAUGAGUUCUUAUUUCUUAGAACCUUUGGACUCAUGGGUUUGUCUUCUUUUAUCCAACUAUGAUGAUGCUUUGUUUCUGUUGUUCCUCUUUGUGCUGCUUCAGAAACGGUUUGACUUUUGCACUUGACUUGUGCUUAGUAUAAACUGAAGAACUGGAGCUGAAAAUUGCACACUUUUGGAGCUUUUUCUCAAAGUGAGGACCCUCUUGGAAGCAUGGUUAUGGUCAAGACAUUGUUCCUCUUGGUUUUCUGCAUGUGGGUUCCCUCAGAAGUUGUGGGGAGGACGGUACCUUCAGCUACCACUGUGAAUUCUACUGUUUCUUCAAGACCCAAGGUUGUGAAAUUUGGAGCCCUAUUUAAUUUUAAUUCUGUCAUUGGAAGAUCAGCAAAACCUGCUAUUGUGGCUGCUGUUGAUGAUGUUAAUUCUAAUACAACCAUUCUCCCUGGCAUUGAGCUGCAAGUUAUUUUACAUGAUACACAAUGCAAUGCGUUUCUUGGAACAGUGGAAGCUCUGCAGUUAAUGCAGAAUGAUGUGGUUGCUGUCGUUGGUCCACAAUCCUCUGGAGUGGCUCAUAUCAUCUCUCAUGUUGUUAAUGAACUCCAUGUACCUCUUCUGUCGUUCGGGGCAACUGAUCCAACACUAUCUGCUUUGCAAUACCCAUAUUUUAUCCGCACUACCCAAAGUGACUAUUAUCAGAUGUUUGCUAUUGCAGACUUUGUUGAUUAUUACAGAUGGAAGGAGGUAAUUGCUAUUUUUGUAGAUGAUGAUAAUGGAAGGAAUGGAAUUUCUGUAUUGGGUGAUGCAUUAUCAAAGAAACGUGCCAAGAUCUCUUACAAGGCUGCAUUCCCUCUUGGAGCCACAGAAAGUGAUAUCAGUGACUUGUUAAAUGAAGUAAACUUAAUGGAAUCACGGGUCUAUGUUCUGCAUGUUAAUCCUGAUUCCGGUUUAGCAAUCUUUUCUAUUGCCGACAAGCUACGAAUGAUGAGCAAUGGUUAUGUUUGGAUUGCAACAGAUUGGCUUCCUUCAGUGCUGGAUUCGUUAGAGCCUGCUAACACUAACACAAUGGAUCAUUUACAAGGGGUUGUGGCUUUUCGUCAUCACAUUCCUGAUACUUAUCUCAAAAAGAGUUUUGUCUCAAGGAUGAAAAGCCCUAAAGCCAAGGACACUGCAAGCUUCAAUUCUUAUGCAUUUUAUGCAUAUGAUUCUGUUUGGUUAGCAGCUCAUGCCCUUGAUGUUUUUCUCAAUGAAGGUGGGAAUAUAUCUUUCUCCAAUGACCCUAAGUUGCGUGACACAAAUGGAAGCAUGUUGCAUUUAGCAUCACUUCGUACUUUUGAUGGUGGCUCACAGUUUCUCCAGACAAUUUUGAGAAUAAAUUUCACUGGUCUGAGUGGUCAAAUUGAGUUUGACAUGGAUAAGAAUUUAAUUCAUCCAGCAUAUGAUAUUCUUAAUAUUGGUGGUACUGGAUCCCGUAGAAUUGGUUAUUGGUCUAAUCACUCUGGUCUUUCAGUUAUAGCACCUGAAAUUUUGUAUAUGAAAAAAUCAUCUAACACUUCUUCAACGAGCAAUCAACAACUAUACAGUGUUUUAUGGCCUGGUGAGGCUACAGCUACACCUAAGGGAUGGGUAUUUCCCAACAAUGGAAAGCCACUGAGAAUAGCAGUGCCAAACCGGGUAAGCUUCAAGGAGUUUGUUGCUAAAGACAAGAACCCACCAUGGGUACAAGGCUAUAGCAUUGAUAUCUUUGAAGCAGCCUUAAACUUGUUGCCUUAUCCUGUCCCAAGACAAUAUAUAUUAUAUGGAAAUGGCGAAAGGAAUCCUAACUACAAUGAGCUCGUGGAACAGGUUGCACAAAAUAACUUUGAUGCAGCUGUUGGAGAUGUUACAAUUGUCACAAACAGGACAAGGAUUGUGGAUUUUACUCAACCUUUCUUGGAAUCAGGGCUUGUUGUUGUUGUUCCUGUCAAGGAGGAGAAGUCAAGCCCUUGGUCUUUCCUUGAGCCAUUCACUACUCAAAUGUGGUGUGUCACUGGUGCUUUUUUUUUUUUUGUGGGAGCUGUUGUGUGGAUUCUUGAGCACCGGCUCAAUCCUGAGUUCCGUGGGCCACCAAGAAAGCAACUUAUCACAAUCUUUUGGUUUAGUUUAUCAACAAUGUUUUUCUCACACAGAGAGAACACUAUGAGUGCUCUUGGGAGAUUGGUGCUAAUCAUAUGGCUCUUUGUGGUGUUAAUUAUCAAUUCAAGCUACACAGCUAGCUUGACAUCUAUCCUCACUGUGCAGAAACUGUCAUCACAAAUUGCAGGAAUUGACAGCUUGAUCUCGAGUACUCAACCGAUUGGAAUUCAAGAUGGGUCAUUUGCACGGAAGUAUCUGAUAGAGGAACUCCAUAUAGCCGAAUCUAGGAUAGUUACAUUGAAAAACAUGCAGGAUUAUAUUGAUGCUCUUGAGCGUGGUCCAAGUGGUGGAGGGGUUGUGGCAAUUGUUGAUGAGCUUCCUUAUAUUGAGAUCUUGAUGUCCAGCGCCAACUGUAAGUUCAGAAAUGUUGGACAGGAAUUCACAAAAAGUGGCUGGGGAUUUGCAUUCCAGAGGGACUCUCCCCUUGCUAUUGACUUGUCAACUGCUAUUCUCCAACUCUCUGAGAAUGGGAACCUGCAAAAGAUUCAUGACAAAUGGUUUAGUAAUGAAAAGGAGUGUGCAACCACUAAUGUUAGUCCAGACAAACUAUCUCUGACAAGCUUCUGGGGUCUCUUUCUAAUAUGUGGCAUUGCAUGUGUCCUAGCUUUGAUUGUAUUCUUUGCUAGAGUGUUAUAUCAAUAUACCAAGUUCAGCCCAGAGCCUGAGGAGGUUGAUGAGGAAACUCAACCAAACAGGCUCAGAAGAACAAGCAGAACUCCUAGCUUCAAGGACUUGAUUGUUUUUGUAGAUAGAAAGGAAGCAGAAAUCAAAGAGAUACUUAAGCAGAAUAAAAAAAGGAGACGCAGCCAGAGCUUGGAGGGGAUAUCCAAUUCACCUACCUAGUAACCCCUGCAUUUUGAUUGGUGUAUUUUUUUUUGUUUCCCAACCAGUUCAUUGAUUACUCGAGUAGUCCGGUUCGAGCAGUGGAAUAUUGUAAGUUGUAGUUUUCCUAUAGUCUUCUUAAAUCAAACAACAAUCUUAUACCUUAGCAAUUAUAACAUCAAGAAUCUUAGAACUUUAUAAUUUUCACUGAGUUUCUUUUGAUUUUUUAAAAGAACUUGAAGCUUGAUUUUUAUCCCUUGACGGCUAUGGUGAGAGAGGAGAAUAUUGUUAUUUC